AUGACUUCCGUGUCCGAAGAACAACAGGACGGUGGGUCCGAAGUACAAAGUAUCGAUGCUCAAACUACGGCAAAAACAGACGAUCAGCCUUUCAAGCCUUUUACAGGACACGAAAGCGGUAUUAAUACCAUCUCAUACUCACCUGACGGCAAGUCCAUUGCAACAGGCUCAGGAGACAACACGAUCCGCGUCUGGGACGCCAAUUCGGGCAGACAAGUAGGGAAUACGAUGCGCGGACACACUAACGACGUCUACAACAUUUCUUACUCUCCCUCCGGAAACUCCCUUGUAUCUUGCAGCCACGAUGGCACUGUGCGUUUCUGGGACAUCACAGGUGCCGGAGGCGCGUAUGCAAAGACCCUUGGGCUAAAAGAAAGUCUAGUACGGGUUGCCAAGUAUUCUCUGGACGGGCGGUACAUUGCUACUGGAGGCAUGGACGAGACGCUCAAGAUCUGGGACACACGCGAGGAAAGGCUGAAGGCCGAAUACCACGGCCAUACCAUGUGGGUUUUCUCUGCAGCGUGGCAUCCAAGUGGGAAGCGACUUGCAACGAGCUCCAUGGACAAAAAGGUUCGCGUCUUCGACUUGACGAAGCCUAACGUGGUGUCUUUGCUCAUUGAGGGACAUCGAGACAAUGUCAAUUCAUUGAUGUACUCGCCAGAUGGAAACUUUCUGGCGAGUGGGGCGAACGACUGCACCGUGCGGCUAUGGGAUGUACCGACGGGGAAGGCCGUGAAGAGUCCAUUUCGAGGCCAUAAGCGCGACGUUAGGUCCGUGGCAUGGUCUCCUGACAGCACGCGCAUCGUCAGUGGCGCUGGCGACUAUACAGUUCGCGUCUGGGAUGCCAGUACUGGUCAAACUCUCUUCAACGGAGCUUUGUAUGCACAUAAAAUCGACAUACGGAGCAUUUCGUACUGUUCCGAUGGAAGGUUCUUUGCGUCAGCGGAUGGAAGCGGCCGAGUUCAAGUAUGGGACGCGCUUACAGGCAAACCAUCACUUCCUUUGCUUUCCGACGAGGAACUUUCGUCUUGCAAAGAAUCGGCAAGACAUAACAACGGAGAUGAUACGAGAGACAGUAAACCCGGAGAGAUGCGAGCUGGAGCAUCCAUUUCAGCGAUCGCGUGGUUUUCAGACGGCAAACGCUUCGCAACUGCUGGAGAGGAACCUGUUGUACGCAUCUGGAGUGCCAAUACUGGCAUGCAGAUUGGCGAGAUUACCGGCCACCAUGAAACUAUCAACGCAUUAUCCAUCUCCGCCGACGGCACAAAGCUCGCGACGGCAUCCGAUGAUCACACUGUCCUCCUUUUCGAUACACGAUCUAUGCACUUAUUGGUGGAUCCUCUCACUGGCCACAAGGGAGCAGUCUACGUUGUCAAGCUGACGCCUGACGGCACUCGAGUAGUCAGUGGAGGCCACGACAACACGGUGCGUCUGUGGGACGCACGCACCGGCAGAGCUCUCCACGUCUUUGAGACUCACACAGGCGCUGUGCGUGCGCUCUCUGUGACAAAAGAUGGGAGCAAGUUGGCAAGCGGGGGAGACGACAACUGUGUCUACGUCUGGGAUAUGCGAACUUUUGAGCGCCUCGCGGGACCGUUCCAACACGAUGGUUCUGUCCGUUCCGUGAGCUUUGCUCCUGACGGUUCGCGGCUCAUUAGCGGCUCAGACGACUUCACCGCCCGUGUUUGGAAGAUUGCGACUGGCAGCCUCGCAUUUGAUCCUAUCCGCGUUCAUGCAGGCCCAAUUGGGGUGGUCGAUUGGUCGCCAGACGGUACAACGCUAUUGACCGCAGGCGCUCACGACUGGACGAUAUGGACAUGGGAUGCGUCCACCUGUGAACGUAUUCUAGGCCCUUUAGAGCCGUUACACUUGGGUGAUGUCAAGAUAUUUACCUCUUUAGACGGCCGUGCCAACGGUAUCGCAGCCGCUUCCUUUUCUCCAGAUGGAAAGCGCUUCGUCAAUGGCUUCAUGGACCACGGGAUUCAUAUGUGGGAUACAGCCACGGGCAAGGUUAUUCUUCCAAAAGCUGAAAAGGACAAGAAUAAUGAGUCAGACUCAGGGAAGACGGAGGCGAGUAAACGUGACGGCGUGCAACGACAGCCUAGCUUAAGCGACAGUAUAAUGAAUAUGCCCGCAACAGUGAGUAGGAGGAAUCCAGCCUCAGCGUCCAGAAGCUUUUGGGACGACACGGACAUUGGUGCCCCUUCAAGAAGACAUGGUAAAUCAGAGAAUGGUAGAAAGAACACGAGGAACAGCGAUAAGUUGCAGAACAAGGGCAACAUUCUCGGGCGAUUUUGGCGGCAACGAGCAGACCAACCUGUCUCGAAAAUCAAGGGAAAGAACAAAGAACAGAUAACUGAAACCAACAGCCCCGGAUACCACGCGGAGACUCGUAUACUCGGGCCGCCUGCUACAGAAAUAUCCGCAGCACACGACAAGCUGCGUGUGGUGGCGGCAGGAUAUGACCCGCGUGAGAGAUUCCGCACAUGCGCCGAGCCAGAAUAUGACGACGAGAGAGACUCGCCGACAGGCUCGAUGAGCCCUGUUCAGCCGGAAGACGGCUCAAGUAGUGACGAUGAGAGCGAGCAUGGACUGGUCAAGACCACCCUACAUGUCAACAAUUAG
Coniophora puteana RWD-64-598 SS2 is the source of this 2625-nucleotide messenger RNA. RefSeq names its product WD40 repeat-like protein. Gene Ontology annotation, molecular function: protein binding. Bases 1 to 2625 code for a protein of 874 amino acids. The record is from RefSeq and is a predicted model, not a curated record. The transcript has 8 exons. NCBI's taxonomy places the organism in Eukaryota, Fungi, Basidiomycota, Agaricomycetes, Boletales, Coniophoraceae.